Messenger RNA from Paramecium tetraurelia, 906 nucleotides. RefSeq lists its product as uncharacterized. The record is from RefSeq and is a predicted model, not a curated record. Gene Ontology annotation, biological process: mitochondrion organization. Gene Ontology annotation, cellular component: membrane; mitochondrion. NCBI's taxonomy places the organism in Eukaryota, Ciliophora, Oligohymenophorea, Peniculida, Parameciidae. The transcript has 3 exons.
UCCAACACAAAUAUAAUCUUAGAUAGAUGGCUGCCUAAGUAGAAUCCUUAAAAAUGCUUAUAAGUCUUGGAACAGCAGGUAUUUUCGGCAUAGUCUUGGUUAAAAACUGCUUUUUCACUGUCGAGCCUGGACAUUGUGCUAUCAAAUUCAGCAAGUUUUUAGGACUCCAAGAAGAAAAGUACAAGGAAGGAUGGCAUUUCAGAAUCCCCUACUUUGAGACCCCCAUUGAUUAUAAUAUCUAGACAAGACCCAGACAAAUCAAGGCCAAUACAGCCAAUAGAGAUAUGCAAAAUGUUCUAUUGACUCUCAGAGUACUCCAUAGACCUUACAGUGAUGAUCUUCCAACCAUUUACAGAACUUUAGGAAUUGAUUAUGAUGAAAAAGUCUUGCCCUCCAUUGUUAAUGAAACAAUGAGAUCUGUUGUGGCCUAAUACACUGCCUCCUAAUUGAUGAGUCAAAGAGAUUAGGUUUCAUUCAAAAUCAGACAAGCCCUAGACUAAAGAGCAGCCUAAUUCAAAAUUGCAAUAGACGAUGUAUCAAUCACAGAGCUCACUUUUGGAAAAGAAUACUUGGAUGCCGUUGAAGCUAAAUAAGUUGCUUAAUAAGAGGCUGAAAGAGCAAAGUUUGUUGUUGAAUAAGCAAGAGAAGCAAAGAAAAGUAUUGUAAUUAAGGCCUUGGGAGAAGCCAAAUCUAUUGAAUUAGUAGGAAAAUCUGCCUUAACUAAUCCAGCCUUCUUGGAUGUCAGAAGAAUAGAAUAUGCAAGAGAAAUAUCUGCCAUUCUAGCUGAAUCUAGAAAUCACAUCAUGUUGCCAUCAGAUAUUCUUAAAAUGGAUGCUACUGCACAUAAAUGAGUUUUUGAUUAAGUUAUUUAAAAUUUAAUUGUUAAAUAUCAUAAAUUCCUUUAAA